Messenger RNA from Owenia fusiformis, 1947 nucleotides. NCBI's taxonomy places the organism in Eukaryota, Metazoa, Annelida, Polychaeta, Sabellida, Oweniidae. The record is from the annotation of a GenBank genome assembly.
AUGGAGUUUUUUAAGACUAAAUCCAUGACCAAACGUGAUACUGGUUUCAAAAUGCUACCAGAUAUUAGCAUCUACAAACAACUGCACGAUUACAUCAUUGAAGGACAGAUAGAAAAGGUAGACGAUUAUAUUAACUUUGGGGCAGACAUCAACUUUGUACUUGAGGGCAAGGGUACUGCGUUGAUAACCGCUGUCGUAUCAAACCAGAUCCAGGUCGCUCAGUAUCUGAUACAAAAGGACUGCGACAUAAAUACUCCAGGCCAAGAUGGGGUACCUCCUCUAUGUCUAGCCCUGAAGAAGGGACAUAUGGACAUGAUGGCAGUCUUGGUGAAGGGAGGCUGCAGAGUCAAUGUAGUUGAUCCGAAUACGAAAAUGGCACCUCUGUGCCUAGCUAUAAAAUUGGGCAACUUCAACGCAGUUAAGUUGCUGGUUAGGUCAGGCUGUGAUGUUAACCAAUGUGAUGGAUAUGGCAACACUCCCGUUCACCUGGCUGUCACCUACAACUAUAUUAAAAUUUUACGAAUGCUGCUGAAGCAGGGCUGCAAUUUGAACAUAUUCAACAUGAACGACAAAGCUCCUUUGCAUCUAGCAACUGACUUGGGGAACGUGGCCGCAAUUAAGAACAUGGUUUUGGCAUCCACGGGAAAGAUAGCGUUUGAGGCUCAAUUGAGUGAUCUUAGCCUCCGAGAUCAUGAUAAUGCGUCGCAUGCUUGUAAUCAAAUGGUAAGAUCUGGAAGGACAUGCGUCACUUCCUGUGACCUUGACUUACAGACUCAACUUGGUAACGAAACAGCGCUCCAUAUUGCCGUUCGACUAAAUCAUGUUCAACUGACAAAGUUCUUUCUACGUUCUGGGGCGAGUGCAAAUAUAACAAACACCAUAAAUCAGACACCCUUGUAUAAAGCAUGUCUCGGUGGACAUAUCGAAGUAGCCCGGGCACUUCUUGAUGGUGGUGCAGAUUUACACCACCUUCCAGACAAGCUCAGUGACACGCGAAGUAUCUCUACGAAUAUCUCCGCGUGGAGCACCAAUCGGAACCGAAAUUCCACUCUGAUACAUGUUGCAAUAGUGCAAAGCAAUCUAGAAAUGGUGAAAUUGUUGGUUGAGUACGGCGUUGAUCUGAACGAUCAGGAUGAAAGUGGCGAAACUGCGCUCAGUUACGCUAUUACUUCCGGAAAUGUUGACAUUGUGCAGUUUCUAAUAAGCGAGGUAUCAGAGACGGGUAUAGAUGUAACAAGUACAGACAACAAUAGGAAUAAUCCUCUUCAUCUUCUUAGCUAUUGUAAAGAUCCAGAUAAUCUUGUUCAAACUUUGAUUAAUUUGGGUUGUGACAUUAAUGCUCAGAAUGCAGAUGGUAACACACCAUUGCAUUGUGCAAUACUUGGAGAACACUCAACCCUUGUCGAACUUCUUUUAGACAAUGACCCUGACAUGUCUUUAUUGAAUCAAAACGGUCUUGGGCCAGCUCAUUUAUGUGUCGCUAAAUUUUAUCAAGAUGUUAAAGUGUUGAUAUCUUUGUUAUCUCAUGGCGCUGAUGUUAAUAGCAAAACGAUAGAUGGCAGGUCGAUUUUAGAUGUUGCCUUAGAAACAAAUAAUACUAAAGCGUCGAUGUUUCUUGCAUUACAAUAUGUGAAUGUCAGUCGAGAGAGUCUUGCUAUGGUCGAUUGUUCUAAUAAGGUUUUACAUAAUAUGUUGUUUCAGUUGAUUGAUCAACCAAAACCCUUGUUAUGUCUGAGCAGAACGAUCAUUAGAGAACAUUUUCAGAAAUUUAAGCUUUCAUUUAAAGACAUGUCUUAUUUACUGAUACCACGUACUCUAAUAAGUUUCUUGGAAAUGAAAAUAUUUUAAGACUGCAUGUCAUACAGUUUUAAUGUCAUUGUAUUUUACAAAAGCAGUGUGCUAGACUGCGUUUUUGAACUGCCCAUGGUGCAAGUAUAUUGCAUAAUA